UCCUAGACACACCUUCUCUCUCACUCCAAACUUCCAGUCCAAAGUGUUUACUUGUUAUCUAGAUUUUCAUCUCCAAGUUGUAAAGAUCAUGGGUGUUGUAUCUCUAACUGAUGAGUUCACUAGCCCCGUCCCGGCAGGAAAGCUGUUCAAGGCCUUGAUCCUUGAUGCUGACAACCUCUUCCCCAAGCUCAUGCCCCAGGCCAUCAAGAGUAUCGAGACAGUUGAAGGCUAUGGAGGGCCUGGAACCAUUAAGAAGCUGACCUUUGCAGAAGGUACAGACAUCAAGUACGUGAAGCAUAGGAUCGAUGAAGUAGAUGAAGAGAAAUUAACAUAUAGUUACACGUUGAUUGAGGGUGAUGAUUUGCUGGACAAGAUCAAAUCAGUUUCUUAUGAGAUUAAGUUUGAGGCCACUCCUGAUGGGGGAUGCAAAGGUACAAAUGUCAGCAAGUAUCAUCCAAAACCAGGGGUCCAGAUCGAUGAAGAUGAAGUGAAGGCAGGCAAACAAAAGGCCAUGGCUGUUUACAAGGCUGUGGAAGCAUAUCUCUUGGCCAAUCCUGAAGCCUAUGCUUAAUUUUUCAAUAUCUUUCAUGAUUAUCAUAUAUACAUGAUCACCAUCAUGCAUGUGUUGCUUAAGUAGUACUGUGAUUUCCAUAUCUGUUUUUGCUUUGUGGCCCCA
This is a messenger RNA of Juglans microcarpa x Juglans regia, 676 nucleotides long. Its product is annotated as major allergen Pru ar 1-like. Gene Ontology annotation, cellular component: cytoplasm; nucleus. Gene Ontology annotation, biological process: abscisic acid-activated signaling pathway; defense response. The coding region runs from base 89 to 571 and encodes 160 amino acids. NCBI's taxonomy places the organism in Eukaryota, Viridiplantae, Streptophyta, Magnoliopsida, Fagales, Juglandaceae. Gene Ontology annotation, molecular function: signaling receptor activity; abscisic acid binding; protein phosphatase inhibitor activity. The record is from RefSeq and is a predicted model, not a curated record. The transcript is spliced from 2 exons.